AUGUCGUGGUUCAGCGCAAUCAUCGCGUUUUUCUCGAACUUGUUUUUCAGCAAGUCUGCGGAGAUUAGCAUCGUUGGCUUACAGGCAUCUGGAAAGACGUCAUUCGUGAAUGUUAUUGGCUCAGGACAAUGGAGUGAAGAAGUUGUCCCAACUGUAGCGUUCAACCUGAGGAAAGUAAGAAGAGGAAAUGUGACAUUGAAAGUCUGGGACGUCGCAGGUCAACCUAAAUUCCGUAACAUGUGGGACAGAUAUUGCCGAGGCGUUGAUGCCAUCGUUUUCGUGGUUGACUCGCACGAUAAGGAGAGUUUUCCUACUGCCAAAUUCGAGCUGCACACGCUACUGGACAGAUCUCCACUUUCCGGAGUGCCAUUACUAGUGCUUGGAAAUAAGAACGAUUUACCUAACCAUGCGCCUAUCGAAGAACUAAUACGGUCACUUGACUUGGACAGGAUACAGAACCGUUCUGUUUCUUGUUCAAUGAAAAGCCAACAUAACCUCGAUAUUAUCCUCAAGUGGCUUUCCAGCCGUGCAUCGUGA
Molecule: messenger RNA, 537 nt
Organism: Cantharellus anzutake
Lineage: Eukaryota; Fungi; Basidiomycota; Agaricomycetes; Cantharellales; Hydnaceae
Product: Arl8a protein
Exons: 10
Coding region: 1-537 (178 amino acids)
Biological process (GO): protein transport
Cellular component (GO): lysosomal membrane
Molecular function (GO): GTP binding; GTPase activity
Source: RefSeq, a predicted model, not a curated record